Stylonychia lemnae is the source of this 648-nucleotide messenger RNA. The record is from the annotation of a GenBank genome assembly. NCBI's taxonomy places the organism in Eukaryota, Ciliophora, Spirotrichea, Sporadotrichida, Oxytrichidae.
AUGUCAACCCCUACUCCUACUCCUAGUGGCAACAGGACCUAAACCCAAGAAAAACCUAUCAGAGUCAGCGAUGACCCUCUUGAGUUUAGACAGUUUUACUUCAAUUACGCUAAGUACCACUACAAUCCAACGAACAAACUUAUCCAUUUGAUCUUCAUCCCCUAGAUUAUUUUCACAAUCUGGGCUCUGCUGCAUUACGCACCUUCUUACACAUUUGUCGUCAGCAACUAUGAAGUGACUAUUGACAUUUCAUUGGUAGUAAUAACUAUUGUUAGUAUGAUAUUCUCUCUGGUCGAUACACUUAUCGCAUUUGGAUGCUUGACAGGUGGUCUUACAUUGUAUUUCAUAAGUUUGUACUUAUAUGUGAAUGAUGAAGAGAUAUUCGGUGGUAAUCACUUGAAGGUUAUGCUUGCAAUUCACAUUGUUAGCUGGAUUUUCUAAUUCAUAGGGCAUGGCAUUUUUGAAAAGAGAGCUCCAGCCCUCUCAGAAAAUGUCUUCCUACUAUUCCUUGCUCCAUUUUUUGUUAUAUUAGAGGUACUUCACUUUUUUUUCGGAUAUAGAGACAAGGAAAUAAAGGAGACCAAUAUUAUCAUUGCAAAAGAGAUAGAGUAGUUCAGAAGAUUGAAGAAAGCUAAGGCUAGUCAAUGA